AUGGCCCACCCCACGAUCACCACCUCAGCGACUACGCUGUCCACCUCCUUCUGCCCGGCCUCGACGACACCAGCAGUCAUUAUUCCCGGCCGUUCCCCACUGACACUCUCCUACGCGCAGCUUUACCAGCAGACGAGUGCCUUCCAGCGCACCCUCGCGUCAAUCGGUAUCGCCCCACACUCCGCCGUCUCAAUCGCGCUGCCAAACAACCUCGAAUUUAUCAUCUCCUUCCUUGCUGUCGCAGCCCAGCGCGCUAUCGCGGCGCCAUUGAACCCAAACUACAAACAGUCCGAGUUUGAGUUCUAUAUCGAUGACCUCAAGAGCGCUCUGAUCAUUGUUCCUGCUGGCGCUGUAGCUGCAGAUGCGCCUGCUGUCAAAGCUGCUAGAAAGUUUGGCGCUGCGGUGGCGGAGGUUGCCUGGGACGCCGGAAAGGGCGAGGUUGUGUUGGUGGUGAAGGAGAAGGGUUCAUUGAAGGGUGUAGUCCCUGUAGCCAAGGCGGAGGAGGAGGAUGUGGCGUUGGUGCUGCAUACCAGCGGUACUACGGGGAGACCCAAGGCGGUACCGUUGACGCACAGGAACUUGACAAGAACAAUGAGCAACAUCAAGGCCACCUACCAGCUGUCGCCCGCAGACCGCACCUACCUCGUGAUGCCUCUAUUCCACGUUCACGGUCUGCUCGCUGGCUUCCUCGCCCCCCUCCUCUCCGGGGGAACUGUCAUUGUCCCACCAAAGUUCUCUGCCAAAGAGUUCUGGCACGACUUCAUCACGCACGGCGCAACAUGGUACACUGCCGUGCCAACAAUUCACCAAAUUCUCCUCAAGUCCCCGCUUCCAAACCCAAUUCCCAAAAUCCGCUUCAUCCGCUCCUGCUCCUCCCCACUCUCCCCUACCACCUUCCACGCACUCGAGGCAGCCCUCAAGGCUCCCGUGCUCGAGGCCUACGCGAUGACUGAAGCAGCCCACCAAAUGACUUCGAACCCUCUUCCUCCAGCCGCGCGCAAGCCUGGCACGGUUGGUCUCGGCCAGGGCGUCGACGUUGCUAUCCUCGACGACAACGGUAACGAGGUCCCGCAGGGUAAGGAGGGCGAGAUCUCUAUCCGCGGUGUCAAUGUCACAAAGGGGUACAUCAACAACCCGAAGGCCAAUGCCGAAUCCUUCACGGCAUCAGGCUACUUCCGUACCGGCGAUCAAGGUCGCAAGGACGAGGAUGGCUAUGUGCAGAUCACAGGGCGCAUCAAGGAGCUCAUCAACCGCGGAGGUGAGAAAAUUUCGCCGAUUGAGGUCGAUAACGCGCUCGCGGCACAUCCUUCUGUCGGUGAAGCGGUCUCCUUCGCCAUGGAGAGUGAGAUGUAUGGGCAGGAGGUUGGCGCCGCGAUUGUGUUGAAGGAGGGCAAGAAGGUUACCGAGGAGGAGUUGAAGAAGUUUGUGGGUGAGAAGUUGAGUAAAUUCAAGGUCCCUGUGAAGAUAUGGUUUGUCGAUAACAUGCCCAAGACGGCGACGGGGAAGAUCCAGAGGAGAGUGGUGGCAGCGGAGAUGGCCAAGAAGGAGGCACCAGUGAAAGCGAAGUUGUAG
Molecule: messenger RNA, 1572 nt
Organism: Morchella importuna
Lineage: Eukaryota; Fungi; Ascomycota; Pezizomycetes; Pezizales; Morchellaceae
Exons: 2
Coding region: 1-1572 (523 amino acids)
Biological process (GO): fatty acid metabolic process
Molecular function (GO): medium-chain fatty acid-CoA ligase activity
Source: RefSeq, a predicted model, not a curated record